AUGGAGCCGGUGGGAGCUUUUCUUGACGAAGAAUGGGAUCUGCUGAUGAACAGAAUGUUCUCCACAGAAGAAUCUUCAUCAAAGUUUUGGCCCAUUGAUGAAGCUGAUAUGAAUCUGGGUGACAUUUGUGAGAGUAUAUUCAACACUACUGAUUCUUUCGGAACAAAUUUUCCCUGCUUUUCUCGGGAAAGUGACAACAGCAGUGGCAGCAAUGGUGGCAUUUUCCCACCUCCGUGGCAUCAUCAAAACCACUGCUUUAGUGAUUCUGACUACAUUCACGAUGGAAACAAUGAUCUUCAAUCCUUUGAUUCUUUUGCAAUGAACAAUGAACAUAAUUUGUUGGUCCCCAUUUUUCCUGGUAAUGUAAUGGAAGAAUUUCUCCAAGCCAAUGAAGAGAUAAGCAGCGACGUUAUUCAACCAGCAACCGUUGCUGAUCCUGGCAUAGAACUGCCGCCCAAGCGGAAGAUUAAUGAUGACUUAUCUGGGCUGCCUCCUAAGAAGAAACCCAGGGUUCCAAAAACUACGCAGAAAGGUAAGAAGAAUGAGAGGUCUGAAAAGAACAAGAAGAUCGCCGUGAAUGGCAAUGAGGAUCAUGAUCAGGAGAAUAUUAAUGGUGCAACAAAUGGGCAAAGCUCAAGCUGUUGCUGCUCAGACGAUGAGUCUAAUGCUUCUCAGGAGAUAAAAGGAGGGGCCGCUAAUUCGAAAUUGAAAGGCUCGGCGGAUGCUCUAAACUCUAAUGGGAAAACAAGAGCCAGUAGAGGGGCUGCAACUGAUCCCCAAAGCCUCUAUGCAAGGAAAAGAAGAGAAAGAAUCAAUGAGAGAUUGAAAAUUCUGCAGAACCUUGUCCCCAAUGGAACAAAGGUAGACAUCAGCACAAUGCUCGAAGAGGCAGUCCACUACGUGAAGUUUCUGCAGCUACAGAUUAAGCUAUUGAGUUCGGAUGAACUGUGGAUGUAUGCUCCAAUUGCCUACAAUGGAAUGGACAUUGGCCUCUGCCGCAAGCUUUUGCCAACUCUAUGA
This is a messenger RNA of Diospyros lotus (date-plum), 1020 nucleotides long. Its product is annotated as transcription factor RSL2-like. NCBI's taxonomy places the organism in Eukaryota, Viridiplantae, Streptophyta, Magnoliopsida, Ericales, Ebenaceae. The record is from RefSeq and is a predicted model, not a curated record. Gene Ontology annotation, molecular function: protein dimerization activity; RNA polymerase II cis-regulatory region sequence-specific DNA binding; DNA-binding transcription factor activity, RNA polymerase II-specific. Gene Ontology annotation, biological process: regulation of transcription by RNA polymerase II. Bases 1 to 1020 code for a protein of 339 amino acids. Gene Ontology annotation, cellular component: nucleus. The transcript has 5 exons.